AUGGCGAAACGAGAAAUGCGGAAGAGUCUAAAAUGGGAUAUUGACAAUUUAUUCAAGUCACCGGAGACCGCGGAGGCGGAGUUUCAGCAAGCGAUCAAACGACGAAAACUGGACGAUGGCACGUCUUCAACACCGCCAAGAGUUCGAUCCGACCCGCGGGAUGCUCUGAAACCGAAGCUAUCGUUACAUUUGACAAGAUUAGGCGAUGGACAUCGAUUAGAUUACCUUGCUAACCUCAUUCAUUACUGUAUUUUCGGCUCAAAAUCGAUACAAAAACCGCGAUGGGCAACAAUAUCUCAGCAUAGGUAUCUUCUACAGACACUGGUGGUUCGAGUCAAUGUGGAAGACAACUUUUUCGCCACCACAAAUCUGAAAUUUCUCAACGAGUUUUUCGAUAGACACUGGCUAGAGCUCGGCGCGGAUAUCAGUGAUCGUCGACUCUUCUGGAAUUCUUUAAUGAAUGUUCGAUUGGAUUUAAAGGAGCAGAUUAAGAGGAAAACUGACAGAAUGCAAAAGACAUUUGAUCUACUCGGAAAGUUCGAUAGAAGUCAUUUCGUGUUGACGACUGAGCAGAUGGCUGAAAGGAAUUUCCCGUUUCCUGGGGAGGAGGGCAUUGUGGCGACGAAAAUGAGAUACAAAAAGAUCACUCACUCCUCACCGCUCUACUCUGUCGAUUGCGAGAUGUGUGAGACGACUCACGCGAAUCGAGAACUCACUCGAAUCUCGCUCAUCGACGAGAAACAAAACACAAUUCUGGAUACGUUAGUGAAACCACGUGGAGACAUUACUGAUUACGUCACACGGUACUCGGGAAUAACGGCGGAGAUGAUGGAAGGUGUGACGACUACAUUAGAAGACGUGCAGCGUGCGAUUCAGAAUCUGUUACCGCCGGAUGCGAUUCUAGUGGGACACUCGCUAGAGCACGAUUUGGGUGCCAUGAAAAUGACUCAUCCGUUUUGUUUAGAUGUUUGUCACUCGUUGAAUUACACAAAUAACGUGUUUGAGAACCGGAAUAGUUUGAAAAGUCUGACGGAAAUGUUUCUCGGCGAACAGAUUCAAACGGAAUACGGACACUGCUCCUAUGAGGAUGCAUGGGCGGCUCUGAGACUUGCUCAACUCAAAAUUCAAGAGGGAAUUGUGUUUGGAGUGGCGAGUUAUGGAUGGAAAUACUCGCAGUAUAGAGAGGAACAAAAGCUGAAAAAUGGGGAUGGGGAAAUCUUAAAAUUGACUCAAAACUCCGCAGCAGCCCCGAUCCCCUGCACCGGAUGCCUUGGGCCUACUGUAGUCGGGUGUACUGUAGUCAAUUGUAGAUGUCGUUUCGUGGCGGGACCCGCGCAAUGUGUCGCGUGUUGCGUGAGAAAUUUGGUGUCAGAAGAGGGAGAUUUCGAUUGGAGAGAGACUUUAGAGGUGGAUUUGGAGAUGGAACGAGUCACGAGUCCCAUUGAGAAUUAUGUGAAGAAAGAUAAGAUGAAAUCGGUUUUGAUGGGUUUUGAGGCGCCUGAAGUGUUGGAGAAGAUGCCCGAGAUGGGAAGGAAAAUCCACUUGAAACUGCCCUCCUCAUUCCCCACUUACUCUUCAUUCAUCGACAACGUUGCCUCCGAAAUGCUCAAUGACAGUGCCAUAUUCAUAGAAAUCGAUAGGAAAAAAGUGGAACCAUUGCCCAGAAGUUCUCCAGAAGAUGACGAGGGAGAAGUCGUCGACAAUUCAGAAGCUCUCAACGAGAUUCUCGAAAAACUUGUGGCGGCGACCACUAAAAACGCGGCUAUCAUGAUGAUCUUCUCGAGUCCCAGCAAGAAUACUCUUUUUAAGAAUAUCAAGUGA
This is a messenger RNA of Caenorhabditis remanei, 1821 nucleotides long. RefSeq lists its product as uncharacterized. Lineage: Eukaryota; Metazoa; Nematoda; Chromadorea; Rhabditida; Rhabditidae. The record is from RefSeq and is a predicted model, not a curated record. Gene Ontology annotation, molecular function: nucleic acid binding; exonuclease activity. Bases 1 to 1821 code for a protein of 606 amino acids. The transcript is spliced from 6 exons. Gene Ontology annotation, cellular component: nucleus.